Messenger RNA from Branchiostoma belcheri (Belcher's lancelet), 2046 nucleotides. RefSeq names its product cathepsin O-like. The record is from RefSeq and is a predicted model, not a curated record. Gene Ontology annotation, molecular function: cysteine-type endopeptidase activity. The coding region runs from base 7 to 1032 and encodes 341 amino acids. Lineage: Eukaryota; Metazoa; Chordata; Leptocardii; Amphioxiformes; Branchiostomatidae. The transcript has 11 exons. Gene Ontology annotation, cellular component: lysosome.
UCCAAGAUGGCAGCGAUCCCAACCCGGAAGUGUCAUACUGGCGAAGUUUUUCUUCUGUCUCUUCUCUCUUUCCUGGGACUGGUUGCCAUGGCAGCCACGUCUGACAGUAGACAGCUGUUUGAAGAGUUCGUGGUGAAGUUUGGGAGGAAAUAUCAGUCCAAGGAGGAGUAUUGGAGGAGAUAUCAUAUCUUCAAGGAGAGUUUGUUACGCCAUCAGCAGCUGAACCACGACAGGACGGACGGUGGCGCUCUGUACGGGGUGAACCAGUUCUCUGACCUCACACCCGCAGAAUUCCGUGGUUUUCACACUGGUAAUGUCACGGGUAAAGGUCCAGUGCAGCUUCCGUAUGACUCUCACAACUUCUUGAAGGAUCUGAGUGACGUUCCUCCGAUUUGGGACUGGCGCAACAACAAGAUGGUCACAGCCAUCAGGGACCAGGGCAGCUGUGGAGGAUGUUGGGCCUUCAGUAUUGUGGAGACAAUUGAGAGUCAGUGGUCCAUUGUGGGACACCCCCUAGAGGAAUACAGCGUGCAACAGGUGUUGGAUUGUGACCGUACAGCUGGCAGUCAUGGCUGUAGAGGAGGGGACACCUGUAACGCCCUGUCAUGGAUGAACCAGACGACUGCCAACCUGGUUCCCAAGAAGGACUAUCCCUACACAGGGAAGGACGGAGAAUGCAAAUUUUACACCAACACCACGGACAGUGUUCACCUCACUAACUACACCUGCAGAGGUUAUGAGAACCAUGAGGAUGAGAUGGUGCGUCUGUUGCACGACCACGGUACGCUGGCGAUUAUCGUGGAUGCCACCAGCUGGCAGGACUACCUGGGCGGCAUCAUUCAGCACCACUGCUCGCACGACUACAACAACCACGCCGUGCAAAUUGUGGGCUAUAACAUCAAGGGGGACGUCCCUUACUUCAUAGUGAGGAACUCCUGGGGUUCGCGCUGGGGGCUGGAUGGAUACCUGCACAUUAGGAUAGGCAGCAACUUGUGUGGUGUUGCAAACCAGGUGUCGACUGUGUCUGUGUAAGAAAGGGGAUAGAGUUCAAAUACUGUCAAUGAAUCUAUUUUCUCGGGGACUUAGAUCUAAUAAUGUGGUAGGACUGGGGAAAGGAGGUUUUUGCCAUGUUUAAGUUUGCACUUGAAAUCAUACUACAGAACUGUUAUCAUAUAGUCUGGAAAUGCAGAUUCCAUAAUGUUAGCAUGCCAUUAUAUGUUGUACAUAUAUGCCUAUUAAAUGUAAAUGGAUGUAUAAGUUGUGUGUAUAUGAAAGAGUACAAUGCAUUUUAAAAAAAAUUUGUAUUUUUUUGGCAAAACAAAAAUUUUGUGCCUUUACUCAUAGGCACAAUGAUCCCUGUUCUAUUAGCUAUAUUCUACUCAAAUGUAGCAGGGAAAGUAGUUGGGAACAUAAUGUUGACUGUGGUCAAGGUUGUAAGAAAGAGACAUGUCAUAAGAUUGUGCAUUUAACUGCAUAAACAAUAUAUAAUCAAUAAAGACAAGAUGAUUCAGAAAGUCCCCAGCCAACUUCAUCAUUUAUUUUUCAACUUACUUCAGAUCCAUCACCAAAACAAAAAAAAGUUUUUAUGACAAAAAGUGGAACGUUUAAAAUAACACUGUUUCCGUUAUGCCACCUAUUCGCACUUUUGGUCCAUACACCACAUAAAGGCACUGGAUUAUAUUUCACUUUGUAACAUGCAUGAUAAUUCUAGAUCCCAUUAAAACCAUGUACUGUAACACAAUAGUUCAUUGCUGGUGUUAGAAAACUAUGUUUAAAGUACAACUUAAACUUAUGCUGAUAACAAGAUUGGCAAGACUAUUUACAACAAAGUUGACACUUAGCAAAAUGGGGAAAAUGUUACACCCCCACAGCACGGAUGGAAUGUUCCUGUGCGUUAGUCAAUUUGGCAGACUUUGGUUGGUCACAUAUUUGGCAACUUUACACAAUCAAUAAAAAGUUCACACUUUAUUGUAAGAUAUUGCAUAAGGCUUCACGUUGCUCUAAACCAAGUGACUUAGGCCACACCAAUUUAAUUUCUUGGUUAAC